AUGUUGUUUACCCCUUCGCCGCCUCUUUCUUCUCCAUCGGUAUCAUCUUCAGCGGAAAGCGAAUCGUCACCAGCAUAUAACACUUCUACUUCCAACGCUCGAGAUAUUGAAAAUCAAUGUUAUAGUAUCAUUUCCUCUGGAAAUAAUAAUAAUAAUAAUAAUUCGAUAUUUCUUACCAAUGAUCGAGCAAAUAGUCCAUUAUUAUCAUCUACAAGUGAAACUCAGUGCUCCCACGUGUCCGAUCAAGAAAAAUUCUAUUCUCCUUUCUCAAGUUCAUCCUCAUUGCCUUCGAUUCGAUUAACGCCAAUCAAAAGAAUAACUCCUCUUCACUGUGAUUCUCAUUCUCAACCAUCUGUUCAUGAAAAGCUAAGAAGUCUUCUGUGGUUGCCGAAUAAGAUCACAUCGUUGAUUCCUGAUGCACUGACUGCUCCCAUGCGUCCGACCAAUCCCAAUCAACGUUCUUCGGACGAUUUAAACUAUUCAUCAAAAACAACUUUAUGGUCAAAUAAUACCGCUUUACCCAUCGCAAAUCCAACAGCAGCUGCUGCCCUUGUACAAGAUAAUGAGAUGACACAUUAUGAUGAACGACAAAUGAAAUCAGCAAGGUCAUCGCCAUUAGGUACUCCAAGAACAAGUGAACGUACUAAUCGAUCACCUACCGAUUGUUCUAAUAAUCUCUUUGUAUCUACUCUACAUACUAAUCGUAAAGGGAUACUAAACGUAGGCGGUGUUCGACAUGAAAUUCUAUGGCGUACGCUUUCCCGUCUUCCAAAUACGCGUUUAAGUCGUUUGGCGAAAUUACGUAAAAUGGCAUUACAUUCAGGACGUUCAAUGCCUUACGAUGAAGUGAUGCGUCUAUGUGAUGACUAUGAUGCAUCAACUGGUGAAUACUUUUUUGAUCGACAUCCGCGAACAUUCUCCUCGGUGAUUAAUUUCUAUCGAACGGGAAAAUUACAUUUAGUCGAUGAUAUAUGUGUGAUAUCGUUUCAUGAUGAACUAAUUUAUUGGGGUAUCGAUGAAUAUUAUUUAGAAUUAUGCUGUCAAAAUAAAUAUCAUCAGAGAAAAGAUCAUGUUCUGGAAGAAAUGAAAAAAGAAGCCGAUUUAUUAAAGGUCGAAAAAGAAGAAGAAGAGACCGGUGAUCGAUGGUGUGAGCACAGUCGAAAGAAAAUCUGGGAUCUUGUCGAACACCCGCAUACAUCGAAAGCAGCUCGAAUUAUCGCAUUUGUUAGCAUUUCAUUUAUUCUUCUUUCUUCUUUUACGUUAACAAUAAGUACUAUCGAAGGUAUCGGCUGUACGCCGAAUAUAUCCGAUAUAGAAACGAGUCCUAUCGCUCCGAUAUCAGCGGAUGCUGAUGCUGUACAUAUCGCUGCACAAGCAACAGCACGAGAAUUAGCCAGUGAACAUCAUGACAGUACAAGUGAAUGUCGUGAACCGCUAUCUUUGUUUAUUAUCGAAACAAUUUGUAUAACUUGGUUCACCAUUGAAUAUGUUAUUCGCGUUUUUACUACACCUGAUAAAUAUAAAUUCUUCAAAGGUGUUCUGAAUACUAUCGAUCUCAUUGCGAUCGUCCCGUUUUACGUCUCAAUCGUACUCGAAACAUUGGACACAGGUCAUUUUAAAAACAUUAAAUCUGUACGAAAAGCUGUGCAAAUCUUUCGUGUUCUACGUAUAAUGCGUAUUUUGAAAUUAGCUCGUCAUUCAACUGGUCUACAGUCAUUAGGUUAUACCCUGCGACGAAGUUACAAAGAGCUAUCAAUGUUAUUGAUGUUUCUGGCCAUAUUCAUUCUCCUAUUUUCUAGUUUAGCUUAUUUCGCUGAACGAGAACAUAACGCCAUACAAUUUCGUUCGAUACCACAUGCAUUCUGGUGGGCGAGUAUUACAAUGACAACCGUUGGUUACGGGGAUAUCUAUCCGAAAUCAAUGUGGGGUAAAUUGAUCGGCGCCGUAUGCUGCGUUUGUGGAGUUCUUGUGAUUGCUCUACCAAUCCCAAUUAUCGUCAAUAAUUUCGCGGAAUAUUACAAAGAACAACUACGACGUGAAAAGGCUUUAAAACGCAAGGAGGCCAUUGAUCGUGCGCAAAAAAAUGGUUCAAUUAUGUCAAUUGCAACUGAUUCGGUAUCAAAUUUAUGUCAAAUUGAUUUCAAUGCACGACGUUUAAGUGCCUGGAAAACAACGGCAUACGUAUCAGUAGCUCCUGAUGAACCAUUACAUGAUUCCGCAUGUUACGAAAAGAAAACAUCGGAAACAUCUUUGUCACAUAUUCCACAUACAGUUGAUCUGUACCCGAAUGCGGCUAACGGUCAACAACGAAUGAUGACAGCAACAGCUGAAGAUGCAAACAUCGAUGUGAAAGAGGAAAAUCACGCUAUGGAUCAUGAACCUAAAAUCGAUAAAUGCUAG
Molecule: messenger RNA, 2400 nt
Organism: Adineta ricciae
Lineage: Eukaryota; Metazoa; Rotifera; Eurotatoria; Adinetida; Adinetidae
Source: the annotation of a GenBank genome assembly